UCUUUGGAAAAGCAGAAGGAAAAGACAAAGGUGAAAGUAGCAGAAAAUAUGUUUCAAAGCAGAAAAGGUCCCACUGAGCAGGGAGAGGAAAAAGCAGUGGAAUCUGGCCUAUUACACUUUGCUGGGUCUAAAUGCAGUGUGCUUUGUUCUUUUCCCUCUAGCACAAUGGCUGCAUUCCCUGUCUUGGAGCAAGAAACGUUAUUCCGGAACGGUACCUGGAGCUAUCGAAUCCCAGCCCUGCUCUACCUGCCACGGUUCAGCAUGAUCCUGGCCUUUGCUGAGGAGCGAGAGGACCUGGUGGAUGAACAUGCCAAGCUGAUAGCCAUGCGCAGAGGCAUGUAUGACCCCACCACACAGCACGUUCAGUGGAAAAGGAUGGAAACUCUUGUCAGUGCACAGCUGGAAGGCCACCGAUCUAUGAACCCCUGCCCGGUAUAUGAUGAGGUCUCAGGAAAACUCAUCUUGUUCUUCAUAGCUGUCCCAGGAAAGAUCUCUGAGCAGCAUCAGCUGAGGACAAAGAUUAACCUGGUACGUCUCUGCUAUAUCACUAGCAUGGACCAAGGACGCACCUGGAGCACUGCCCAGGAUGUCACUGACAGGACCAUUAGGAAUGAAUACAAGAACUGGGCCACGUUUGCGGUGGGGCCGGGUCAUGGCUUACAAUUGCUCAACGAGGCCCGGAGCCUUGUGAUUCCUGCCUAUGCCUAUCGUAUCUUGGAUCCAAAGCAACACCCCACCCCUCAUGCCUUCUGCUUCAUUAGCUCUGACCAUGGGACAACAUGGGAGAAGGGGAACUUUGUGGGGGAGGAGAGCGCGGUGGAGUGCCAGGUAGCAGAGGUACAUACCUGUGGCAGAAAGGUCCUUUACUGCAAUGCAAGGAGCAACAGAGGAGCCAGGAUCCAGGCUGUCAGCUACAACCAUGGGCUGGAUUUCAAGGGAGGCCAGCGGGUUGAAAUGCUAGUAGAACCUCCCUCUGGAUGCCAUGGAAGUGUUACUGCCUUUCCACCUCCCCCUGAUGCCACAUGUCAAGAUAGUUGGUUACUCUACGUUCAUCCUACAGACCCAAGGGGUCGAAAAGAUUUAGGAAUUUACCUCAACAAAAGCCCUUUAAAUCCAGCGCACUGGACAAAACCCAGCAUACUCUUUAAGGGCCUGUGUGCUUAUUCGGAUCUGCAGUACAUGGGUGUUGGGCCUGAUGGCUCACCUUUGUUCUCCUGCCUCUUUGAAUAUGGGACCCACAGACAAUGUGAAGAGAUUAUUUUUGUCAUGUUCACCUUGAAGCAAGCCUUUCCCUCAGAACACUGA
This is a messenger RNA of Cinclus cinclus, 1305 nucleotides long. It is a transcript of the gene NEU2, whose product is annotated as neuraminidase 2. Gene Ontology annotation, biological process: oligosaccharide catabolic process; ganglioside catabolic process. The record is from RefSeq and is a predicted model, not a curated record. The transcript is spliced from 2 exons. Gene Ontology annotation, cellular component: lysosome; cytoplasm; membrane. Gene Ontology annotation, molecular function: exo-alpha-sialidase activity. Lineage: Eukaryota; Metazoa; Chordata; Aves; Passeriformes; Cinclidae. The coding region runs from base 49 to 1305 and encodes 418 amino acids.